AAGGCCCAUAUAUAAGUAUCCUCCAGUACAAGACAAUUUGGAUAAACAGCAAUGGCCUUUUGGGGCAUCAUGCCACAGUUUCUUGUUUUGCUUCUUUGUCUCGUCACCUUGUUUGGCAGCCUACCAGAGGCCACCUGCGAUGAAAGAGAAAAUGACCAGCAAGCACUCAUCUGCUUCAAGUCCCAGCUAUCUGGUCCAGCUGAUGUUUUUGCCUCAUGGAGCAAUGCAUCCUUGGAGUUCUGCAGCUGGCAUGGGGUCACUUGCAGCAAACAGCCACCUCGCCGUGUUAUUGCACUGGAUCUCGCAUCAGAAGGAAUCACAGGUACCAUAUCACCUUGCAUUGCCAAUCUCACCUCUCUUACAAGGCUGCAACUGUCAAACAAUAGCUUGCAUGGGAGCAUACCAUCAGAGCUUGGACUACUCAGCCAACUCAGCAGUCUGAACUUAAGCAUGAACUCUCUAGACGGUAACAUCCCUUCUGAACUUUCUUCAUGUUCCCAACUUCAAAUCCUUGGAUUGUGGAACAAUUCCCUUCAUGGGGAAAUACCAUCUGUCCUUAGUCAAUGCAUCCACCUUCAGGAGAUUAAUCUUAGCAACAACAAUCUAGAAGGAAGCAUACCCUCUCCUUUUGGGACUCUUCCAGAGCUGCAAAUACUAAUUCUCGCUAACAACAAGCUUAGUGGUGCCAUACCGCCCUCUUUGGGUAGCAGUGUUUCUCUCAAACACGUUGAUCUUGGGAGAAAUGCUAUCACAGGAGGGAUUCCAGAGUCCUUGGCUAGCAGUUCAUCUCUCCGAGUACUUAGGCUCAUGAGAAACAGUCUUAGUGGAGAACUCCCAGAGGCUCUCUUCAACUCCUCAUCACUUAUUGCCAUUUGCCUCCAAGAAAACAAAUUUUUUGGUUCUAUACCACCUGUUACUGCAACCUCUCCCCCAGUAAAACAUCUUCAUUUGGGAGGGAACUCUCUCUCAGGAAUAAUACCAGCCUCAUUAGGGAAUCUUUCUUCCCUACUUGACCUUCGCCUUACACGGAACAAGUUAGCUGGGAGCAUUCCAGAGAGCAUAGGCUAUUUGCCAACAUUAAGUUUACUGAACUUGAAUUUAAACAACUUGUCUGGGCCAGUACCACCGUCUCUCUUCAACAUGUCCUCCCUAACAGCUCUUGCUAUGGGAAACAAUUCACUCAGCGGAAGAUUGCCCUCCCACAUCGGCUAUACGCUACCAAAAAUUCAAAUACUAAUCCUCACAUCAAACAAGUUUGAUGGUCCAGUUCCAGCUUCCCUUGUCAAUGCCUUCAACAUGAAGUGGCUUUCCCUAGGAGAAAACAGGCUAACUGGGCCUGUGCCAUUCUUUGGAUCAUUGCCAAAUUUGGAAGAACUUGAUGUGUCAUAUAACAUGCUAGAUGCAGGAGACUGGGGUUUUCUCUCCUCACUAUCAAAUUGCUCCAGAUUGACUAAACUGUAUCUGGCUGGGAACAAUUUCCAAGGGGAAUUGCCAAGUUCUAUCGGCAAUCUUUCUGGUAGUCUCGAAGUACUGUGGCUAAGAGACAACAAAAUUUCUGGGCCCAUACCACCAGAGAUGGGAAAUCUGAAAAACCUCAAUACAUUGUACAUGGAUUACAAUCGCUUCACUGGUAGUAUACCACCAACAAUUGGGAGUAUGAAAAAUUUGGUAGUUCUAGCUGUUGCACAAAAUAGACUCUCAGGCACAAUUCCUGAUGCUAUUGGCAACCUAGUUCAGCUGACGGAUCUGAAAUUGGAUGCCAACAACUUAAGUGGCAGGAUACCUGAAAGUAUAGGACGUUGUACUCAACUCCAAAUACUCAAUCUUGCUCACAAUGCACUAAAUGGGAGUAUACCAAGAUCAAUCCUCAAAAUUUCGUCUCUUUCUCAAGAAUUUGACUUGUCAUACAACUACUUGGCCGGAGAAAUACCUGAGGAAAUUGGCAAUCUCAUCAAUUUGAAUAAACUUAGCAUCUCAAACAACAUGUUGUCCGGCCGCAUCCCACCCAGUCUUGGCCAGUGUGUGCUUCUGGAAUGUCUUAAGAUGCAAAACAACUUCUUUGCAGGAAGCAUUCCACAAUCAUUUGCAGAACUGGUAGGAAUCAAAGAGUUGGAUAUUUCUCGGAACAAUUUGUCUGGAAAAAUCCCAGAGUUUUUCACGUCCUUGAGCUAUCUCCAUUACCUCAAUUUAUCCUUCAACAAUUUUGAUGGAGAGGUUCCAAGAGGUGGUAUUUUUGGCAAUGCUAGUGCAGUGUCAAUAGAAGGAAAUGAUCAGUUGUGCACUAGUGUUCUAACAGCAGGUAUCCCUCUUUGUUCAGCAAGGAGUGAUGACAGUAAAAGCAAGCACAAGGAUUUGGUUCUAGUUGCAAAGAUAGUUAUACCAAUUGUUAUAAUCACUCUGCUUUGUAUUGCCACAUUUUUCUGGAGGAAGAGAAUGCAGGCUCAAGCACAUUUUCAACAAUUCAAUAAGCACAUGAAGAACAUUACAUAUGAUGACAUCGUUAAGGCAACAGAUAUGUUCUCUUCUACCAACUUAAUUGGCUCAGGUUCAUUUGGAAGGGUUUAUAAGGGUAGCAUGAAGCUUCACAAAGAUCAAGUGGCCAUCAAGAUUUUUAACCUCAGCAUAAAUGGAGCACAUAGGAGCUUCCUUGCAGAAUGUGAAGCCCUCAGAAAUGCCCGACAUCGAAAUAUUGUAAAAAUCAUUACUUUAUGCUCUUCAGUGGAUCCUACUGGGGCUGACUUCAAGGCCAUAGUAUUCCCAAAUAUGCUGAAUGGGAACCUAGAUAUGUGGCUAAAUCAGAAGGCCCAUAGUCCACGAAAGAUUCUGACUUUAAGUCAAAGAAUCAAUAUAGCAUUGGAUUUAGCAUAUGCUAUGGAUUAUCUUCAUAACCAAUGUGCGUCUCCAUUAAUACACUGCGACCUGAAGCCAAGCAAUAUUCUUUUGGACCAUGACAUGGUGGCAUAUGUCAGUGACUUUGGCCUAGCAAGGUUCCAAUGUACUAAAUCAAGUGCACAUCAAGAUAGUUCAGCAAGUUUGGCUGGCCUAAAAGGGUCCAUCGGAUAUAUCCCACCAGAGUAUGGCAUGAGCCAAAACAUAUCAACCACGGGUGAUGUUUAUAGUUUCGGGGUGCUCCUGCUGGAAAUGAUGACAGGUUGUCGUCCCACUGAUGAAAAAUUCAGUAAUGGUACAAGCCUGCAUGAGUUUGUAGACAGAGCAUUUCCAAAGAACGUCGAGGAGGUUGUUGAUCCUACCAUGCUACAAGAUGACAUCAGCGCAACAGAAGUGCUGCAGAAUUGCAUAAUUCCCUUGGUCAAAAUAGGACUUUCCUGUUCCAAGACAUCCCCCAAAGAGCGGCCAGGAAUGGACAAAGUUUCUACUGAGAUCCUUACAAUCAAGAAUAUGUUCUCCAGCAUACAUGAACAUGAUCAAUCGAAAUAGGACAGAUAGUACCUAGGUCUAGUGAUUUAACUGUGCAUUACUAAUAUAGUGAUGAGUGCUUUGUUAUCCCUUUUUCGCUUUCUGUAUAGUUAAUUAAAUUUGCAUUCAUCUACAGAAGUUUACCCGUUGUUUCAAAGUAACCGUUCAUGUCUCUUUUUUUCUUUUGAUUUAAUGUUUGUGAGUUCAUAGACUCUCAUCUGAAUCAGACACUGUAUGCAACCUAGAACUCUGGGGAGCAACUCCAACACUUCAACUGCAGUUAGACCGCCCGGAGCUGCGUGCUGUUUGAGCACACCAAAACUCUCUGCCGCGCACCGCCGACCGUGACAACCACCGCCGUUGCAGCUAUCUUAGGCCACCAAGGCUGCCCCCGUGUAGCGUCGACUCGUGCAAGCGGCCGCGGUGCGACGCCGGGUAUUUGGAAGCAGCGAAAUAAGGGGAUCGUAACCUUUUACAUGAACCGGCGGAGUUACAGAGUCAUGAUGAUGAUUGAUGAGUUAACAACUUAUAAUCUGCUGAACAUGGAACAAAAACAAACGGACGUUGUGCAGAAGAAGCAUAGCUAGCAUUGGUGUAAUUCAAUUUGAAGGGUUGCUCACAACGCUUGAGCCUAGCGAUGAAACUUAAGAGCACUGAUAUUUUGUCAUUUUUUUAUAAAUCAAAUUUGGAAUCUGUAAAGAUUCCCAUUUAUUUACUAACUAAACAAAUAAACUCUAAGGUUCAUGUUAAUAUUAGGAGUUAUAUGUGUAUUGUCAUUAAUACCACAUGAGAAGUUGGGAGGAAUCGUAACAAAAAACUGUUAUUGUUGAUGCUCGUAGGAAGUAACACUCGCAAACUCUAGCCUUCCACCUACGAAGGCAUAAUGGGUGGGUAUGCUGGAGGAUAGGAAAAGCCAGAGAAGUUGCAAGAACAUUGUCCAGAGCUGAGGGAGGCUCAAUGGACAUUGGACAAUAUAGAAGGGUAAUUACCAGCCAUAACGUCAGCGGAACAUGGGGCAUUUCGAAUAUUUUCUCAAUUACAAUUUAUAUUUAUUAUUUUCAAUCCAUUUAUUUGUGGUGUGAAUAUUAGCGAUUGCAAUCUCUUGUAUGUGAUUAUUGUAAAAUGCUUAGAACGGUACAUGGAGGCGGGUACUCUGAAUUGCCUUUGGCUUUUCUUUUUAGGCGCUCCAAAUAAUGCCGGCACAAAGCACAUUGAAAAGUGUUUUCGAGGCCGUCGCCGACGACCGACUUGCCUGCCGCUGAGCAAUUUUGAUUCGAGCGCACGUACGAGCAAUCGCUGCAUGCAUUUGUUAUUGGCAUGGCCCGCCGUGCGGUCCAAGCUCACACCGAGUUCCUCGGCACUAAUGAUGGCGGCAUGGGUGUAGUUAGGGAUCGAAUACCCAUGAAAUCGAAUUCAGAUGUCAAGUCACUAUUUACCAUAUUUUUAUUUGAAUUCGAUACAAAUACGAAUAUUAUAUUAAAAAAACAAAUAGUUCGAAUUCGGAUUCGCAUUCGGAUACUUACUUGACUUGGAGCAUAGCGUCAUAAUGAGCAAAUUGAUGGUUUUAUAGUUGAUAAAAAAUCAUGUUAGUAGGAAGUAAAUUAUGAGUAUAGUAAAUACUAUAUCACUAGUAAUAUUAGAUUAACAUAAUUAUUUACCUAUCAUAUAGAUAUUUUUUAAUAGUUUAAAUGGUGUACAAUAUUAAA
Molecule: messenger RNA, 5123 nt
Organism: Setaria italica (foxtail millet)
Lineage: Eukaryota; Viridiplantae; Streptophyta; Magnoliopsida; Poales; Poaceae
Product: receptor kinase-like protein Xa21
Exons: 2
Coding region: 52-3438 (1128 amino acids)
Biological process (GO): protein phosphorylation
Molecular function (GO): ATP binding; protein kinase activity; protein binding
Source: RefSeq, a predicted model, not a curated record